AUGUCUGUGACGGUCCCGCCCGAGGUUCAGCGCCAGCUGGGCGAGGCGACGAUGCUGUACGCGUACCGCGACUUCCAAAAGGCGAUGGCGAUGCUGCUCGAGGUCGUGCGGCUCUGCCCGCGGCUGCCGCACCCGUACGAGACGCUCGGCCUGAUUUACGAGGAGGAGGGGCACAAGAAGAAGGCGCUGCAGCUCUACCUGAUGGCGGCCAACCUCUCGCGCCGCGACGCGGCGCAGUGGCGCCGGCUCGCCGUGCUCGCGACCGAGGUGGGCGAGGCGGAGCAGGCGCUCUUCUGCCUCGGCAAGACGCUGGCGCUCACGCCGGACGACGUCGACUCGCUGUGGGAGCAGGCGCGGCUGCACACGCAGCUGGGCCAGCACCGCAAGGCGGCCGCAGGCCUCGCCUCGCUCCUCCAGCACCGGCCACACGACGCGCAUGUCGUUCGGCAGCUCGCGAUCUCGUACACGGAGCUGGGCGCGGCGGACCGCGCGAUUGAGCUGCUCUCGCACGCCCUGAUCGAGCGCGGCGCGUACUCGGACGGCAUCGCGCGCGUGCAGGCGCUGCGGCAGAGCGAGGCGCUCGGGCUGGGUGGCAAGGAGCUGCCGCUCGAUCUGCGAGUCAGGGAGGGCGUCUGCUGCGCGUACACCGGCGACAGCUGGAGGACAGAGGCGACUGCGGCUGAAGCAGUGUACCUCACCGUUGGCCGGCCUCUCGUCGCGCUGGAGCUGUACGACCGCCUCCUCGCCUCUGAGAGGCACGUCGCCCUCCCUUCAUGCCUCACGGCCGCUUCGGCGUACUCGUCCGCCCUCGCCGUUGACGCAUGCUCGCAGGAGGCGCUGGUGGCGGCGUGCUGUCUGUCGCUGCGGCGGCGGAAGCCCCGCGAGGCACGGUGCGCGCUCUCCGAUCUCGGAGAGCACGGCGCGGCGGCGGCGCUGCUCCAGCCCCUGCACGACACGUGCUUUGAGCAGCUCGUGCCGACGGGCAGUAAGAGGGGCAAGGGCAAGCGCGCGGUCGCCGGCGCGCAGGCAGCCUCGCGGGCAGAGGAGGAGGAGGAGGGAGGCCGCUCGAGCGCGCCAAAGCGGCCCCGCCUCGCCGUUUCGCCGCCCGCCGCCUCGCCGCCCCGCUGCGGGCAGGACGAGGCGGCGGCACCGACGGCCGCACCGCCGGCCGCGUCCGUCUUUCGACAAGGCGCCGAAGUGCUGCCGGCAGCCACGGCGCCGGGCCGCGAGACGGCAGGCGUGGCGGGCUCGGCAUGA
Molecule: messenger RNA, 1257 nt
Organism: Emiliania huxleyi CCMP1516
Lineage: Eukaryota; Haptophyta; Isochrysidales; Noelaerhabdaceae
Exons: 6
Coding region: 1-1257 (418 amino acids)
Biological process (GO): transcription by RNA polymerase III
Cellular component (GO): transcription factor TFIIIC complex
Molecular function (GO): protein binding
Source: RefSeq, a predicted model, not a curated record